This is a messenger RNA of Brienomyrus brachyistius, 3382 nucleotides long. RefSeq names its product potassium voltage-gated channel, Shal-related subfamily, member 2 (gene kcnd2). The coding region runs from base 1167 to 3047 and encodes 626 amino acids. Gene Ontology annotation, cellular component: membrane; voltage-gated potassium channel complex. The transcript has 8 exons. The record is from RefSeq and is a predicted model, not a curated record. Gene Ontology annotation, biological process: protein homooligomerization; potassium ion transmembrane transport. Lineage: Eukaryota; Metazoa; Chordata; Actinopteri; Osteoglossiformes; Mormyridae. Gene Ontology annotation, molecular function: protein binding; A-type (transient outward) potassium channel activity.
UAGUCUAUGUAAGACGGUCACAACACGGCUUUACCCGUCAAUAGAAAGGCUUGUUAGAAACUAAUGAAGUAACUAUCAUAAAUCGACUUGUUAACCAGCUGGAAUUCUGACUGUUUUAUAAGGGAGAUAUCAGUACGGUGGUGCUCUUAAAAUCUUGCUCAUCGUUUAGACUGUCCUGGGUGGCUCAGUGUCCACGUUGAUGAAGAUUUCAGGCUUUUUGAAGAAUGCGGUAUCGGCAUCGGUGACAUUUCCAAAGGAACAGGCGGCGCCCGAUAGGCUGCCGUAUUUUCCGCCUGCACUAGCACACAAACCCGGUGCCCCGGCACGCUGCUCGCCAGGGUGGUCUUGGGCUCGAUGAAAGGAGCUCAGUUGUGCUUCUCUUUUGGGGAGGAUCAUACAGGAGAAAAGGCACUGAAGCAGACCCCAUCUUGUUGCUUCCUGGGGGGGAACUAAUGCAGAAGGAAAAUGCGUGCCCUCUGAUGACUGUGCGGGUGGGUUUGCGUUCAAGGCAGGCGUGAUUACCUCGAUCCGUUUUUGAACUUGUUGCUGUUUCAUUCAGACAUUCCUAAGGAGGAAUUAAGCUGGUUCUUCACGAUACUCUCUGGUUUAUUGCUGCGGGAAAACCUGAGUAUUUGUCCUGAUUCCCCUGAAGAUUGUAAAACAGAAGAAAACCGCCUUUAUGUGUUUCUUUUCAAUAAACCAGUUUCACGCGAAGGUGAGUGGCAAUUCAACAAUUUAACAGAAAACAAUUUAAACGUUAAUACUAAAUUAACUUUAUAUUUGGGGGAAAAUGCAAAACAAAGAAAUAGUGCAUGAUCUGCAUCUCUUCAGAUUACGUUUCAAAGCACAGGUUCACGGAUUUUUUCCCCUACUUUGUAUUGUGCUACAGUUUUGAUCUGGCACACAGGGACACAUUGCAGGCACGGGUCGCUGUAUAUCUGUGCAUAUUUUUAUGCACGUCCAGUAAUCGGAGCACAACUGUGUAUGUGUUCAGAUUUUUUCUUACUAAAUGUCAUUUUGCGGAAUCCUACCGCGCGUUUUAGUAUCUUUCAGUUUUGUCGAUCUGUAGAUGUCCUUUCGUCGUCGCACCGUAGCUCUGUAAGUGUAGAAAGCGGGACUUUCAGUUGUCACUCGGCUGGAGCAAGUUGCCGGAAAGCGGGGUCAGCAUGGCAGCGGGAGUGGCCGCUUGGCUUCCCUUUGCCCGGGCUGCGGCUAUAGGAUGGAUGCCGGUGGCGAGCGCACCUAUGCCGACGCCCCCGAGGGACAAGCGGCGGACGCAGGACGGACUCAUAAUCCUCAAUGUCAGCGGCACCAAGUUUCAAACUUGGAGGAACACUUUGGAGCGGUACCCAGACACUCUGCUGGGCAGCACGGAGAGGGACUUCUUCUUCCACGAGGAGAGUAAUGAAUAUUUCUUUGACCGAGAUCCCGACAUAUUCAGACACAUACUUAAUUUUUACCGCACCGGCAAACUGCACUAUCCCCGGCAUGAGUGCAUUUCCGCGUACGACGAAGAGCUGGCCUUCUUUGGGAUAAUACCGGAGAUAAUCGGAGACUGCUGCUACGAAGAGUACAAGGAUCGCCGUCGGGAAAACGCGGAGCGCAUCCAGGACGACGAGGACAAUGAGAAUAAUAAUGAUCUGGUGUCGCCGGAUAUGACACUACGGCAGUCCAUGUGGCGCGCAUUUGAAAACCCACACACCAGCACGAUGGCCCUGGUGUUUUAUUAUGUCACCGGCUUCUUCAUCGCCGUCUCCGUCAUGGCCAACGUGGUGGAGACCGUGCCCUGCGGGUCCUCGCCCAACAGGGUCAAGGAUAUAUCCUGCGGCGAGCGCUACGCCCUGGCCUUCUUCUGCUUGGAUACAGCGUGUGUCAUGAUCUUCACGGUCGAGUACCUGUUGCGUUUGUUGGCGGCGCCCAGCAGAUACAAGUUCGUCAAGAGCGUCAUGAGCAUCAUCGACGUGGUCGCGAUCAUGCCCUACUACAUCGGCUUAGUGAUGACCGACAACGAGGACGUCAGCGGGGCUUUUGUCACCCUGCGGGUCUUCCGCGUGUUCCGGAUUUUCAAGUUCUCCCGCCACUCGGCGGGGCUGCGCAUUUUGGGCUACACCUUGAAGAGCUGCGCCUCCGAGCUGGGCUUCUUGCUCUUCUCCCUGACCAUGGCCAUCAUCAUCUUCGCCACGGUGAUGUUCUACGCGGAGAAGGGCUCUACGGCCAGCAAGUUCACCAGCAUCCCCGCGGCUUUCUGGUACACCAUCGUCACCAUGACGACGCUGGGGUAUGGCGACAUGGUGCCUAAAACCAUUGUGGGGAAGAUCUUUGGCUCAAUCUGCUCCCUGAGCGGAGUCCUGGUCAUCGCCCUGCCUGUCCCCGUGAUCGUCUCCAACUUCAGCCGCAUCUACCACCAGAGUCAGCGUGCGGAGAAGCGUCGAGCCCAAAAGAAAACCAGGCUUGCUAGAAUUCGUGCGGCGAAGAUCGGCGGCGCUAGCGCCUAUUUGCAGUACAAACGCAAUGGGCUCCUCGGCGACACGCUGGACGAGGCAUCGAAGGAGGCGGGUCAGGCCCUGGUGACCAAGAACAGCGCCACCUUCGAGAACCAGCACCAUCACCUGCUGCACUGUCUGGAGAAGACCACGAAUCACGAGUUUGUGGACGAGCAAACGUACGAGUCGAGCUGCAUGGAGGUGUCGCUGACGAACCAGGCCAGGUCGCGCUCCUCCUCUGUCUCCUCCUCGCAGCAUGGCCUCUCCUCCUGCUGCUCCCGGCGUAACAAGAGGAAGAGCUUCCACGUGCCCAACUCCACCACGGGCGCGGAGCGGCAUGGCAGCAUACAGGAGCUCAGCACCAUCCAGAUCCAGGAGAGGCCCCUCUCCAACAGCCGGGCGAGCCUGAACGCUAAGCUGGACGAGCUGAACUGCGAGCAGCCAUUCAUCACGGCGGCCAUCAUCAGCAUGCCCACCCCUCCCGUCACCACCCCCGAGGGCGACGAGUCCAGCAGCUCGGCUGACUACUUGCAGAGCAACAUUGUCCGCGUGUCGGCGCUAUAGACUCGCACCUUGAAUUGGCCGCGGCCAGGAAAGACCCCAUCCCGUACACCUACACCCCAACCCCCCCCCGAACCCCACCUGCUGGAGAGUGGAGGGAUCGCCACGACCGGAAAGCCAGACUAGAUUUAUUUUUUGACACAUAGGGCGUCGUGUUGGAAUAUAGCGUGCAUUUCCAGGUCAGCCCUGGUGCACAAUACAGAACCAAUGACAGCAUGGCCUUGUUUCCCUGGGGACGGCUGACUGGUGAGCACCACUCAACUUUCAGCAUCAUUUCCUAUACUCUUAGAAGAGAAUUAUUUUUGCAACAUUGCGUGUCUUUAAAUAUAUAUAUAUAU